CCGACGACUGAUUUCCCUGUAAACCGGCAAGCUCGCCUCGACUCCUCUUCGGCAUCUUCCCAAAAGCCCAAACUUUCGAGAUUCCUCAAGCUUGUGAUCCAUUAGGUUUAGCAGAAGAUGGAAAUAGAUCGAGAGAACAUCGAUAAUGAGAUCAAAAGGGCGCAGGAGGAGCGGCGGAAUAUGGAGAACUUAGCUCCUCUAGCCUCCGUCACUUUUGAUUCCGACCUCUACGAGGAAAAUCGGUUCGAGGGCUACGCUCGAUCCAUUGCUGUAAACGAGGACGAUGAUGAAGCGGAUGGGGACGCUUCGCUUCUUGGUCGCCGCCGCAUGCCCACCUACACGGCUCCGAAGUCGCUGAUUGAUGUUCCUCGAGCAGAUGGGGACGACGAUUCCGGAUUCAAGAAGCCCUCCCGCAUUAUCGACCGUGAAGAUGAGUAUCGCCGCCGACGACUCGAUCGUAUCAUCUCCCCUGCACGUAAUGACCCUUUCGCAUCAGGUGAGGCUACUCCUGAUCCAUCUGUUCGUACUUACGCUGAUGUAAUGAGAGAACAAGCCCUUCAACGCCAGAAGGAGGAGUUGCUGAAAGCGGCGGCCAAGAAACAUGAAGAGGAGAAGAACAGCAAGGCUGCUGCAGCUGAGGCUCCUCCACCUGCUGCUGCUCAGAAGAGGAGGAACAGGUGGGAUCAGUCGCAGGAUUCUGACAGUUCUUCUGUUGUAAAGAAGGUGAAAGCAAGUUCUGAUUGGGAUGCCCCAGAUUCAACUCCUGGCAUCGGGAGAUGGGAUGCUACUCCAACUCCUGGGAGAGUUGGGGAUGCAACCCCUUCGAUCUCUAGGCGGAACAGGUGGGAUGAGACUCCGACUCCUGGACGGCUUGCUGAUUCUGAUGCUACUCCAGCAGCUGCCACCCCUGGUGCAACUCCAGCUGGGAUGACUUGGGAUGCUACGCCGAAGCUUGGUGGGCUGGCUACCCCUACUCCCAAACGGCAAAGAUCAAGAUGGGACGAGACUCCGGCUACCAUGGGGAGUGUCACUCCGAUGCCUGGUGCUGCAACUCCUGCUGCAGCGUUUACUCCUGGUGUCACUCCCAUUGGUGGGGUUGACUUGGCAACCCCAACUCCUGGAGCUAUCAACCUUCGGGGACCUAUGACGCCAGAGCAGUAUAAUUUGCUAAGGUGGGAGAGGGAUAUUGAGGAGAGGAACAGACCUUUGACUGAUGAAGAACUUGAUGCCAUGUUUCCUCAAGAGGGUUACAAGAUCCUUGAACCACCAGCUUCUUAUGUUCCCAUCAGAACUCCUGCAAGGAAGCUUCUUGCUACUCCAACUCCACUUGGUACACCACUUUAUGCAAUCCCUGAAGAGAACCGGGGGCAGCAGUUUGAUGUCCCGAAGGAAGCACCUGGUGGGUUGCCAUUCAUGAAGCCAGAGGAUUAUCAGUACUUUGGGGCUCUUUUGAAUGAGGAGGAAGAGGAGGAACUGUCACCGGAGGAGCAAAAGGAGAGGAAAAUAAUGAAGCUUUUGCUAAAGGUGAAGAAUGGUACUCCUCCACAAAGGAAAACAGCAUUGAGGCAACUCACUGAUAAGGCUAGGGAAUUUGGAGCAGGUCCUCUCUUCAAUAAAAUCCUGCCUUUGCUCAUGCAACCUACGCUUGAAGACCAAGAGAGGCAUCUCUUGGUGAAGGUUAUUGAUAGGGUGUUGUACAAGUUGGAUGAGUUGGUUCGCCCCUUUGUGCACAAGAUCCUUGUGGUUAUUGAGCCUUUACUAAUUGAUGAGGACUAUUAUGCUCGUGUUGAGGGAAGGGAGAUCAUUUCUAAUCUAAGCAAAGCAGCUGGUUUGGCUACAAUGAUUGCAGCAAUGAGGCCUGAUAUUGAUAACAUAGAUGAAUAUGUGAGGAAUACAACUGCAAGGGCUUUCAGUGUGGUGGCUUCCGCUUUGGGAAUUCCUGCUCUUCUACCUUUUCUGAAGGCUGUCUGCCAAAGUAAAAAGUCUUGGCAAGCACGACACACUGGUAUAAAAAUUGUGCAACAGAUUGCAAUUCUCAUGGGAUGUGCUGUUCUUCCACACCUAAGGUCUCUGGUUGAAAUCAUUGAACAUGGGCUUAGUGAUGAGAAUCAGAAGGUCAGAACAAUUACUGCCCUAUCUCUUGCAGCUUUGGCAGAAGCGGCUGCUCCUUAUGGUAUUGAAAGUUUUGAUUCAGUUCUAAAGCCACUUUGGAAGGGUAUUCGUUCACACCGUGGGAAGGUGCUAGCAGCCUUUUUGAAGGCAAUUGGCUUCAUUAUUCCCCUUAUGGAUGCACUUUAUGCAAGUUACUACACGAAGGAAGUCAUGGUCAUUCUUAUUCGUGAGUUCCAAUCCCCUGAUGAAGAAAUGAAGAAGAUUGUGCUGAAAGUUGUUAAGCAAUGUGUAAGUACUGAAGGUGUUGAACCUGAUUACAUACGAAAUGAUAUUCUUCCAGAGUUCUUCAGAAAUUUUUGGGUUAGGAGGAUGGCCCUGGAUCGAAGAAACUACAAGCAGCUUGUGGAUACUACUGUUGAAAUUGCAAAUAAGGUUGGUGUGGCAGAUAUUGUUGGAAGGAUAGUGGAAGACCUUAAGGAUGAGAGUGAGCCCUAUCGGAGAAUGGUUAUGGAAACCAUUGAGAAAGUGGUAUCCAAUUUGGGUGCUUCUGAUAUUGAUGCCCGUCUGGAAGAGCUUCUUAUUGAUGGGAUACUUUAUGCAUUCCAAGAACAGACCAGUGAUGAUGCAAAUGUCAUGCUUAAUGGAUUUGGUGCAGUCGUGAAUGCUCUUGGUCAGAGAGUGAAGCCUUACCUUCCUCAAAUCUGUGGAACAAUCAAAUGGAGAUUGAAUAACAAGAGCGCAAAAGUGAGGCAGCAAGCAGCUGACCUUAUUUCACGGAUUGCAGUUGUCAUGAAACAGUGUCAUGAAGAGCAGUUGAUGGGCCAUUUAGGUGUUGUUUUAUAUGAGUAUCUUGGAGAAGAAUACCCUGAGGUUUUAGGUUCUAUUUUGGGAGCACUAAAGGCAAUAGUUAAUGUUAUAGGUAUGACCAAGAUGACUCCUCCCAUCAAAGACCUGCUUCCUCGGCUGACUCCUAUUCUGAAGAACAGACAUGAAAAGGUUCAGGAGAACUGUAUUGAUCUUGUUGGCAGAAUUGCUGAUCGCGGCGCUGAGUUUGUUCCUGCUAGAGAGUGGAUGAGGAUAUGUUUUGAGCUGCUUGAUAUGCUGAAGGCUCAUAAGAAAGGCAUCAGGAGAGCUACAGUGAACACAUUUGGGUACAUUGCAAAAGCUAUUGGACCACAGGACGUUUUGGCAACUUUAUUAAACAAUUUGAAAGUGCAAGAGCGUCAAAAUCGUGUUUGCACAACAGUUGCAAUUGCUAUAGUUGCUGAAACCUGCUCCCCAUUCACUGUUCUCCCUGCCCUUAUGAAUGAAUACCGUGUGCCAGAAUUGAAUGUACAAAAUGGAGUCUUAAAAUCUCUUUCCUUUCUUUUUGAGUACAUUGGAGAGAUGGGAAAGGAUUACAUUUAUGCAGUGACACCAUUACUGGAAGAUGCUUUGAUGGAUAGGGAUCUGGUUCAUAGACAAACUGCUGCUUCAGCUGUAAAGCACAUGGCAUUGGGUGUUGCUGGUUUGGGUUGUGAGGAUGCAUUGGUCCAUCUGAUGAACUAUGUGUGGCCUAAUAUAUUUGAAACUUCUCCACAUGUCAUAAAUGCUGUAAUGGAGGCUAUUGAAGGAAUGAGAGUUGCCUUAGGAGCUGCAGUCGUCCUGAACUAUUGCCUCCAAGGCUUGUUCCAUCCAGCAAGGAAGGUCCGUGAGGUAUACUGGAAGAUUUACAACUCACUUUAUAUUGGAGCUCAGGAUACACUUGUUGCUGCUUACCCAGUGCUGGCGGAUGAGGAGAAUAACAUCUAUAGCAGGCCCGAGUUGAUGAUGUUCGUAUGACACCUUAAGCUUGCAUAGGGGCGCUUUUACUUGAGAUGAACUUUGUUCUAACUGUUUGCUUAUAUAAAUGGAGUUUGUUAAAAA
Molecule: messenger RNA, 4017 nt
Organism: Phalaenopsis equestris
Lineage: Eukaryota; Viridiplantae; Streptophyta; Magnoliopsida; Asparagales; Orchidaceae
Product: splicing factor 3B subunit 1
Exons: 2
Coding region: 118-3933 (1271 amino acids)
Biological process (GO): spliceosomal complex assembly
Cellular component (GO): U2-type prespliceosome; U2 snRNP; catalytic step 2 spliceosome
Molecular function (GO): mRNA binding
Source: RefSeq, a predicted model, not a curated record